GCCGAAGAUGUCGGCUUAGUCAUGUGAUCAGCUGUGUCCAAUCACAGCUGAUCACAUCAUUGAUGAUCAGUGUGCCCUGAUGAUCAGUGUAGCCCCAGCAGUGCCACCUGUCAGUGCUCAUCUGUGUGCCACGUGCCAGUGCCCAUCAGUGCCACAUCAAUGCAACAUAACAGUGCCUACCAGUGCACAUCUGAGCUGCCUUUCAGUGUUACCCAUCAGUGCCAGUCAGUGCCACCUAUCAAUGCCAAUCAGUGGCACCUAUCAGUGCUGCCAAUCAGUACCACCUAUCAGUGCCAGUCAGUGCCGCCUACCAGUGCCCGUCAGUGCCGCCUAUCAGUGCCAGCCAGUGCCGCCUAACAGUGCCAGUCAGUGCCGCCUAACAGUGCCAUAUAUCAGUGCUGCCUUUCAGUGCCCAUCAGUGAUGCCUGUCAAUGCCCAUCAGUGCCACCUACCAGUGCCUCCUCAUCAGUGCCCAUCAGUGCAGCCUAUCAGUGCCCAUCACUGCAGCCUCAUUAGCGCACAUCAGUGAAGGAGAAAAAUCACUUAUUUACAAAAUUUUAUAACAAAAACUAAGAAAAAAAAAUUCUUUUUUUCUAAAUUUUCUGUGUUUUUUGGUUUGUUUAAGAAAAUAUAA
Molecule: messenger RNA, 634 nt
Organism: Staurois parvus
Lineage: Eukaryota; Metazoa; Chordata; Amphibia; Anura; Ranidae
Source: the annotation of a GenBank genome assembly